Molecule: messenger RNA, 1883 nt
Organism: Arachis ipaensis
Lineage: Eukaryota; Viridiplantae; Streptophyta; Magnoliopsida; Fabales; Fabaceae
Product: adenosylhomocysteinase
Biological process (GO): L-methionine cycle
Cellular component (GO): cytosol
Molecular function (GO): adenosylhomocysteinase activity
Source: RefSeq, a predicted model, not a curated record
ACUAAGUCAGUCACACACUCUCUUCUCUUCUUUUUCUCUUCAUUUUCUCGCGACCAUGUCUCUGUCCGUAGAGAAGACCACAAGCGGCCGCGAGUACAAGGUCAAGGACCUUUCUCAGGCUGACUUCGGCCGUCUCGAGAUCGAGCUGGCGGAGGUUGAGAUGCCCGGACUCAUGGCCUGCCGGACUGAGUUCGGCCCAUCCCAGCCCUUCAAGGGCGCCAGGAUCACUGGCUCCCUCCACAUGACCAUCCAGACCGCCGUCCUCAUUGAAACCCUCACCGCCCUCGGCGCUGAGGUCCGCUGGUGCUCCUGCAACAUCUUCUCCACCCAGGACCAUGCCGCCGCUGCCAUCGCACGUGACUCCGCCGCUGUCUUUGCCUGGAAGGGAGAGACUCUCCAGGAGUACUGGUGGUGCACUGAGAGGGCUCUUGACUGGGGCCCCUCCGGCGGACCUGACCUCAUCGUCGACGACGGUGGUGACGCCACUCUCCUCAUCCACGAGGGUGUCAAGGCUGAGGAGCUUUACGAGAAGACCGGUCAGCUCCCUGACCCUGCUUCCACCGACAACGCUGAGUUCCAGAUCGUGCUCACCAUCAUCAGAGAUGGCUUGAAGACCGAUCCACAGAGGUACAGAAGGAUGAAGGAAAGGCUUGUUGGUGUCUCGGAGGAAACCACCACCGGUGUCAAGAGGUUGUACCAGAUGCAGGCCAAUGGAACUCUCUUGUUCCCUGCCAUCAAUGUCAAUGACUCUGUCACCAAGAGCAAGUUUGACAACUUGUAUGGGUGCCGCCACUCCCUCCCCGAUGGUCUCAUGAGGGCUACUGAUGUCAUGAUUGCCGGAAAGGUUGCCGUUGUUGCCGGUUACGGAGAUGUCGGCAAGGGUUGUGCUGCUGCUUUGAAGCAGGCCGGUGCUCGCGUCAUUGUGACUGAGAUCGAUCCAAUUUGCGCCCUACAGGCUCUCAUGGAAGGUCUUCAGGUCUUGACCCUUGAGGAUGUUGUCUCUGAGGCUGAUAUCUUCGUCACCACCACCGGUAACAAGGACAUCAUCAUGGUUGACCACAUGAGGAAGAUGAAGAACAAUGCCAUUGUCUGCAACAUUGGACACUUUGACAAUGAGAUCGACAUGCACGGUCUUGAGACAUAUCCUGGCGUGAAGCGCAUCACCAUCAAGCCCCAAACCGAUAGAUGGGUGUUCCCCGAGACCAACACCGGCAUCAUUGUGUUGGCUGAGGGUCGUUUGAUGAACUUGGGUUGUGCCACGGGACACCCAAGUUUCGUGAUGUCUUGCUCAUUCACCAACCAGGUCAUUGCACAGCUUGAGUUGUGGACGGAGAAGAGCAGUGGCAAAUAUGAGAAGAAGGUGUAUGUUUUGCCCAAGCACCUCGAUGAGAAGGUGGCCGCACUCCACCUUGGCAAGCUUGGAGCCAAGCUCACCAAGCUUUCCCAAUCACAAGCUGAUUACAUCAGUGUUCCAGUGGAGGGUCCAUACAAGCCUCCUCAUUACAGGUACUAAGGAAGAAGAUCAAGAUUUGUUGAGAGAAGAAAAGGAGAAAAACAAUGUUUUGUGGAUCGAAUUUGAUUGUUUCAUUUUGCAUUUUGGGGACUUUCAUUAUUACACAUUUUGGAUUUGUGGUUAGAUGAGUGGUAGUCUUCUAAUUCUAGUAGGGUUUCUUGUGUUGUUUCGGAGGGGAGGGUUAAGGGGGAAGGGUAGAAUCUCCAUUGCUUUCUCUGGAAAGAGAACAAAUGGGUUUGGUUUUGAAUAAGGCUGUGGGUUGGGGGUUGUGUUCAUUCUUCUUUAGUAGCUCAUAUAUCCGUGUUUCGAUCCACUUUUUCAAUAUAUCAAAAGAAAAUAAGAAAAAAAAUGAACAAAAGAUUUUCUUUGC